Molecule: messenger RNA, 4462 nt
Organism: Branchiostoma floridae (Florida lancelet)
Lineage: Eukaryota; Metazoa; Chordata; Leptocardii; Amphioxiformes; Branchiostomatidae
Product: pyruvate dehydrogenase phosphatase regulatory subunit, mitochondrial-like
Exons: 18
Coding region: 184-2883 (899 amino acids)
Cellular component (GO): mitochondrion; mitochondrial matrix; cytoplasm
Molecular function (GO): oxidoreductase activity; protein binding
Source: RefSeq, a predicted model, not a curated record
AGAAACCCUAACCUUCACUCCUGACCUUUGACAUGUACAAAAUGAAAGUUGGUUGUUGCUCCGAAUUUUGUCCCAAGGUCUGAUGUUUCCAUGGUCAUCCUUGCGUGUCACAGUAUGUUUGAACCCUUCGAAAUAGUACGAUCUCGAUGGUGUGUGUAGGUACGAUUUCUGGAUAUACCAGAUAUGCUGUCACAUCGCGCCGUUUGGACGAACUGUGUCCGGGGGAGGGCCAGUGGAGGACGGUGGCCAUGGAGUUCCGUUAAAAAGUCACCUCAGCUCUGUCACAGGAACACGAACCUUGACAUAAGAUGGGUGAGUUCUGGCGUGGACAGACGGCAACUCAGCUCAACGCAGGAGGAGCCACCGGUGGAAAAGCCGCUACCGUCCCAGGCACAAGUGGUGAUCGCUGGGGGAGGGGCCAUCGGCUGCUCGGUGGCGUAUCAUCUGGCUAAGUUUGGCUGGACAGAUGUGGUGUUGUUGGAACAGGGAAGACUAAGCUGUGGUACAACAUGGCAUGCUGCCGGCUGCUGUGCAAUGCUGGUGGAAGGGAUCGUCAGGACGAUGUUUGAGUACAGCAAACAGCUGUACCCAAAACUAGAGGCUGAGACAGGCAUUGACACAGGCUGGCAACAGACAGGUUCCAUAUACGUAGCUCGUACCGAGGACCGAAUGAUCGCAUACAGAAGACAUGCAGAUGCAAUAAGAGCGAUGGGAGUGGAGUGUGAGCUGGUGAGUCCCAGAGACAUCAGUGUCUAUCAUCCCUUACUGAGAGUGGAUGACCUGAAGGGUGCAUUGUGGGUACCAGGGGAUGGGGUGGCUACACCAGCCGACGUCACACAAGCUCUGGCUAAGGGGGCGGCAAUGAAAGGUGUCCAGAUCCAUGAGAAAGUAGGUGUGGAGAAAGUUUUGACAGUCUCCGGUCGAGUGAACGCUGUCAGAACAAACAAGGGAGACAUCAGAUGUGACCACUUUGUCAAUUGCACUGGACAGUGGGCGUGGGAGCUGGGACAACAGUCCAGUCCUAGUGUUCGGGUUCCGUUGCACUCCUGUGAACACUUCUACAUCAUAACUGACCCAGUGGCAGGAGCUAACACUGCCACAACUCCAGUUGCACAAGAUCCAGAUGGCUAUAACUACAUGCGAGAGUGGAAUGGUGGCUUCAUCUGUGGCGGCUUUGAGCCCACACCUAAACCUGUCUUCACCGAUGGCAUUCCCUCCCCGUUUGAGUUCCAGCUUCUGGAGGAAGACUGGGAUCACUUCCAGCCAGUCUUGGAGCAGAUUCUACUCCGCAUGCCAGCACUUAAGGAGGUCAAAGUUCAAAAGUUUCUAAAUGGACCAGAGAGCUUCACCCCUGACCUGUUCCCUAACAUGGGGCAGGCUCCUGAGCUGCCGGGCUACUUUGUAGCUGCAGGGAUGAACUCAGGAGGAAUAGCCAGUGCAGGUGGUGUGGGGAAGGUCAUGGCUGAAUGGAUUAUCUCAGGGGACCCUCCUGCCGGCACCUGGCCGGUCGACAUCCGCAGGUUUGGAGAGAUGCACAACAACAGGAGAUACCUCAGGGAAAGGGUCAAGGAGAUAUUGCCCAUGCCCUAUGCACAGCCGUACCCCAAGCCAGAGUUCCAGUCUGCCAGGAAGAUGCGCAUGUCCCCGCUGUACACCACCCUGGAGAAGGCUGGGGCUGUGUUUGGUGUCAAGAUGGGGUAUGAGAGGGCCAACUGGUUCUCCAAGCCUGAGUCAGAUGAUUUCAUGGAUGUCCCCUCUGGCUGGCGGGCAGGCGAGGGCACGUACGGGAAGCCUCCAUGGUUUAACGCGGUACAGGAAGAGUACAUGGCCUGUCGUCAGAACGUCGCCAUCAUGGACAUGUCAUCCUUCACCAAGUUUGAAGUUCGAUCCUCAGGUGAUGAGGUGGUGACGUACCUACAGAGGCUGUGCUGUAAUGAGGUGGAUGUUCCAGUGGGGACAGUGCUGCACACCGGGAUGUUGAACCACUACGGAGGGUACGAGAAUGACUGCAGCCUGGCACGCCUAGCAGAGAACCUCUAUCUCAUCAUCUCACCAUCCAAUCAGAUGGUGCGGAGCUGGGAAUGGCUGCACCGUCACCUCCCUAAGGAAGGGACCGUACAGAUCCGGGAUAUCACGCCAUAUUAUGCCGCCAUCAACGUCCUUGGGCCAAGGUCACGGGAGCUGAUGGCGGAACUGACGGAUGCGGUCACCAUGAGCAGCCAGUACUUCCCCUCCUUCACCUGCAGGGAGCUGAGCAUCGGUUUUGCACCACGUAUCCGUGCCAUGAGCCUCAGCCACUCUGGGGAGCUAGGCUGGAUGUUAUAUGUACCACAGGAGUAUGCGCUCCACGUGUAUGACCAUAUCAUGCACAAGGGCAGAGAUUUUGGAAUCCGCAAUGUUGGCUACUACACUAUUGCUCACCUACGCAUGGAGCGGGCUUUUGCCUUCUGGGGAAUCGACCUCGAUGCAUCCGUGACCCCCUUCGAGUGUCAGCGAGAGCACAGGGUCAAGUUUGGGAAGGAAUCAGAACAAGAUGGAGUGGACUUCAUUGGUCGAUCUGCCCUGCUCAAACAGAAGCAGGAAGGAGUGAGACAGAAAUUUGUCAUGUUCCUAUUGGACAAUCAUGACCUGGACAAUGACCUUUGGCCUUGGGGAGGGGAGCCAAUCUGGGAGGGUGGAAGGGUCGUUGGCAGGACAACGUCAGCGGGCUAUGGAUACACGCUGAAGAAACAGGUGUGCCUGGGUUUUGUGCACAAUCCUGACCCACAGACUGGAGAACAUCAGAUCAUCACCAACAACUUCAUCACCAAGAGCAAGUUCGAGAUCCAGAUAGCUGGGAAGAAAUUCAGCGCUGCGGCACGACUGUUUCCCCCACAAAUUUGAAGUUUUUAUUACCUUGCAGUUACUGUUAGUAAUAACUCAUUGCAACAUUGAUUAACAUUAGACAUCCAGGUACUAAUAGGAUACACAAGAGAAUGACUCAAGAAACUGGUUAGAUUAGUAAAAAGUUGACUUUUAACAAAUCCAUUCAGUUGCUUGAGUAGUUUUUGUCUGGUGUACAGCACUAACAGCUACAUGUACAUACAAUGUGUUAACUCAGUCUUCAUGGUCCAGACAUACAGGUCAUCAUAUCUUAAUCCAACAGUGAGCUGCCUCGUUGGCCUCUCUUAGAUCACUGUCCGAGCAGGUGUCAAUCACUGUGUAUCAAUAUCUGCUCAUACAGUUGGACGGAUUUAGAGAGUUGACACAUGUUAGUGGUUUGGUAGGCCAUGUUUAGUUUAGCAUGACAUUGUAUUCACUGACAAAAGCUUUGGGACCUUGCAAUUGAUAAAAAAACAUAUUUUGAAAAUAUGAAGAAGAUUUUGAUUUUAGAAAGCAGGAAUAAACAGAGAAGCUAUAUCCUUGAAAGUCCAGUCCCUUCCCAAACUGUACUGUAGUCCUCAGGAGCUGAACAAACUUGUAAUUCAAUUGUUAGAUGUGACUGGAAGAAAAAUUAUACAUUCAAGCUUGACUUUAUGAUUGCCAUCAGCACAUUGCUUUGAAUUUGUACUACAGAUGUCAUUUAUAGAGGAAUGCUUGUGUGGUCUAAUACAUAUCAUGGUGCUUCUAUAUUCUUUAUGAAUAGCUUUGAUAUUUAUGUACUUUUUUUCAUUGUCCAAGAAGGUGCUCAGGCAACAAGCUGGGUGAUUGGUAAACUAGAGAAAACUAGCCUCAUUGUGUACUCUUGUCAAAACUCAGCAUUUUCAAGCAAUUCCCAGUUUGACAAAGCUGAGGAGGGAGCAUCCAUAUAUAACGUUAUAUCUGACAUGUAUGUUUUUUCCCCUACCGUUUCAUUUGUACAAUACAUUUACUAUAAAUUAAAUUUAUGUGUUGUAAUGUUAACGUUUUCUUGAAUGUAAUAAAGAGGAGCAUGUCUUGAGAGAAUCUAUGGAAUGUAUUGCAUGGAAAGGUCAUUUAUAUGUUUAAGAAAAAUGUGUGCUCGUGUACUUAAUGUGCAAGAAGCUUAGCUGUGUGUCUCUGCCUUUGUCUGCAUGUAAUGCAGUAGAUAUUUGCAGUAAUAUUGUGUACUUAAAUGGCUUGUUGCUACAUAUAAGGACCUUGCUACAUGCAAUAUGUUUACAUUUGUCGACUUGGGGUUUUUGAGAAUUGUGGUAUAUAAAAUGUCAAGCAACAUUAAGGGGAAUGUUGCCAUAGGUCAGUAAGAUUUGAAACAAACAGUGAGAAUUGAUAUAUCUGUUAUGUACAUUGUUUUGUAAAUACUUAGGCUUCAGAAUACAUGCAUUCUGUCACCAAACUGACAGGUUUGUAACAUGUAUAGUACAUGUGGAAUUAGUCUUGUUUCUGGUCAGUUGCAGAACAUAUAACUGUUAAAAAUGCUGGAAAGGGGAUGCUAGAAGUUGAACUUUGAAUAGCAACCAUGGCAAAACAUGUACUAAGCUAUUAAAAACUGCAUUUCAUGUUG